CAGCUGUCACUAAGUAGCCGAGCCCUUCCAGGCCCAGGGCUCAUGAUUUCUGCAGCACACUGUUUGUACAAAGUUUCCCGCGGCGUUUAAAUGUCAGCCCUCUGAAUGCAUUUUGACCCUACAUAAAAAGCAGGGGGGUUUAUUCGAACUAAGGAGUACCUGCAGACAAGCUGCGAUCACAAAUCCUUCUCGCAGCCCCCCAGCACCCCACUGAUGCUGGCUGACACUUUAAGUGAGCACGGGGAACCGACGCCGUCACACGGGCUGCCGCGGGGGCCCUGCCGGGAGCGCGACCGGAGCCCACCCUUCAGCAAAGACACAGAGCCCAGAAUCUAUGUCAAGGCUCCUCCGGGAAAAGUGGAAGAGGUGGUGAGGUUUGCUAUUGAUGCAGGCUAUCGCCUCUUUGACUGUGCCUAUUUCUACCAGAAUGAAAAGGAAAUAGGGAAUGCAAUCCAGCAGAAGAUCAAGGAGGGGGCUGUGCAACGAGAAGACCUCUUUAUUGUCACUAAGUUGUGGAACACAUUUCACGAGAGGUCCUUGGUUAAGGUAGCUUGUAAGAAGAGCCUCGCUGCACUGCAACUGGAGUACCUUGACCUCUACCUGAUACACUUCCCUAUGGGAUUCAAGGCUGGUGAAGAAUUGCAUCCUGUGGAUGACAAGGGUAUGAGUAUUCCCAGUGAUACAGAUUUUCUGGACACUUGGGAGGCCAUGGAAGAACUGGUGGACUGCGGUCUGGUAAAAGCCAUUGGUAUUUCCAACUUUAACCAUGAGCAGGUUGAAAGAAUCUUGAACAAGCCGACAUUGAAAUACAAGCCAGUAAAUAACCAGAUCGAAUGUCAUCCAUACCUAACCCAGGAAAAGUUGAUCAAGUAUUGUAAAUCCAAAGGGAUUGCUGUGACUGCAUACAGCCCCCUUGGCUCUCCUAACCGCCCAUGGGCCAAGCCAGGGGAACCUGUGCUGCUGGAUGAUCCCCGGAUUAAAGAGAUUGCAGUUAGACAUCAUAAAACCCCUGCCCAGGUUCUGAUCCGGUUUCUUAUCCAAAGAGAAGUGAUUGUCAUUCCCAAGUCUGACAAACUACAGCGUGUUGAGGAAAAUAUCAAGGUGUUUGACUUUGAACUGUCUAAAAAGGAGAUGGAUGUCAUCCUCAGCUUUAACAAGAACUGGAGGGCAGUUCCAGUGCUCCAGUAUGUUCCUUAUUAUCCUUAUUCUCCAGUAGGCCUAUCUCUAGCUGUAUUUUCAUCCCCCGUAUCUUGAAAACAUAUAUGACCAAAACCAGGGAGAGGUCAAAUCUUAAACCCUGGACCCCAGGUAACGAGAUAUCCUGGAACUGAUACUGGGAGGGAGAUUCAUUUAAAGGCAUUCCCUUCAGCAUCUUGGUGUUGCAUAUGCUUGUUCACAAGCCUGUGUUCAAAUUGACGACAACAGCAAAACUUGAGUACAGUGGCUGUGGGGGAGGGAGACUGCAGUAGGGAAAUGCUGCUGAAGAUAUUUUCUACAAUAAUUAAAUAACCAGGUCUUUCUCUUCUCAGAGCCGUUAAUCACAAGGACUACCCAUUCAAAGCAGAAUAUUAAUGCCAGUGGCUUCUGCAAGGCCUCUGUAUAACGCCUUCCAGAUUAGAAGAUGUAGCUCGGUCUUGAUUUCUUCUUCUGUACUAGACAAUCAUUACAAGCAGUUACUUGUCCUCCUGUUUCAGGAGGAGAUCACUAGCUGCUAUAAGAAUGCAUCAGUAGGAGUGAGUUUUGUAAAGAUGGUUAGCAGAAAUCUGGUUUUGAUUAAUAGUAAAAAGACAAUGUCUCUUCAUUUUCUUUUUUCCUUGUCUUCCUUAAUUAAAGACAUGUUUAACAGAAAACUCUGGUUACUUACAUGAUUCUUUGUAUGUUAUUUCCAGUGUAGUCAGUCAUACUGGCUCAUGAGUUGCUGUCAAGGAAUGCUGUCUUUAAUUACCUUGCUUUUUACAUAGUUGUGAUUUUUAUAGUGUAAAUCUCUAAUGCUUUAAAAUUUUAUAUUAAUAAAGUUUGAAUAACAACAAAA
Molecule: messenger RNA, 2032 nt
Organism: Tyto alba (common barn owl)
Lineage: Eukaryota; Metazoa; Chordata; Aves; Strigiformes; Tytonidae
Product: aldo-keto reductase family 1 member B10-like
Exons: 9
Coding region: 214-1254 (346 amino acids)
Cellular component (GO): cytosol
Molecular function (GO): aldose reductase (NADPH) activity
Source: RefSeq, a predicted model, not a curated record